Sporothrix brasiliensis 5110 is the source of this 2085-nucleotide messenger RNA. RefSeq lists its product as uncharacterized. The transcript has a single exon. The coding region runs from base 1 to 2085 and encodes 694 amino acids. NCBI's taxonomy places the organism in Eukaryota, Fungi, Ascomycota, Sordariomycetes, Ophiostomatales, Ophiostomataceae. The record is from RefSeq and is a predicted model, not a curated record.
AUGCCACGAAUUGGCUCUCCACUGGUAUCCUGGGACUCAUCACAUCCCGGAUUCGACCCGGCCAACAACCGACUGCUGACACCGUCCAUCUCUCCCCACCGCGAGCACCAGUCGCAUUCCCUACACCCGCAACACGUCCAGCAGAAAGUGAACCCACAACCCCCACAGGCGUACGGACAACCGUCGACCCACACCGGCUUCCUCGAAACCGACAGCGAGGGAAACGACAGCGUGGAGGAUUCAGCAUCUGGCGGUGGUGGGUACAGCCCUCCGGCGUGGCGCCGCCUCGAAAACGGCGACCGUAGCUCAGGCUUCUGGCGCAAAAGUGACAAUAUCCUCGGCUCACCCACUCUGACGACGCCAAUGAGAGAGACGGACGACCAGCUACACUACCAGCAUCAGAAACAGCAGCAGCAACAGCAACAGAACUCAUUACCACACCCAUCUACAUCGCCACGUGCCUUCACAUCACACCUUCAACAGCAUUUUCAAAGGCGGAAAGAGUCCAGGCUGGGUCGUACAUUUGCCUCGUCGCGAGCAUCAAGUCCUGGGUUUGAUAGUGAAGAGGACGCCAUGGUAGACGACAUGCUUGGGCCCGACGACGAUGACAUCUUUGACGACCAUGGUGGCAGCUAUGCGGACGAUACCGUGCUGGAGCGCGCUAUGCGCACACGACUGCCUGGCAGCAUGAGCCCUGACAAGGAACGAAGCCCCGAACCGGAGCUCGUCUACCCAAGCCCGCUCAGUCGGAUGGAUGGCAUGCGGCUCAAGGCUAUGGAAUCCAUACAGGAGGAGAGGAUUGGUUUAGAGUUCCUAAACGGCCAACAUGAGACGUCCGACAACUACAUUCGAUUUGCAGUCCGCUCAGAGGUAAAACACCACACCAAGCUUCUCCAUACUGCGGUCGGUUAUGUGCGCAGCAGAAUCUAUUUUGCGACCCGGUCUUGGGCGCACAUUCUCCUGUCAGUCGUGGUCGGUAUCCUGUCGAUUGCGGCCAUGCGCGCAUUGUCAUACGCGGCUGGCUUUCGCGCUGUACCAGACCUCGUCAAGGUGGCGCGCGUUGCACGAUCUUUUGAGCCGCUCAUCUACUAUUCAGAAAAUGGCGUGGCUCAAGUGCACGAUUUGGAAGCCACCGGUGUGGCCGUGUGGGAUUUAGGCGAAAGCGUCCGCUUGAGCAACCUCACAUCAGCACCUAUUAUCGUCCAAGAGCUCGACGAGCUCAGCGACACCCUCCGGGCACUGGCGAUGGAACUGACCCGCUUCUUCUCAAACAUCGAUGGCGACAUUGACGGCAUUUUGAUUGUUAUGGAAUGGGCACGACGGGAGCUCGGUCGUCUACAGGAACCGCCGACGUCGACGUCGCCUAGUCUAUUUCUCAUGAAGCCCUUAGCCGCUGCUUACGACAACGUGUACAACUUGCUCGCCUGCGCGGGCCUAUUUGAAAACGUCGCAACGGGAUCGCCCACGGCUGUGGGCGCCGUGGCCACGACGCUGUUUGGCAUGUCCGGCCCGCAGCGCACACGUGCCACGCUGCACCGCACGUUCCACGAGUUCCUUUCAGUGCUCGAGGAGGCCGUCGCAACAGAACUGCAGCACAGCCUGGCCCUCUUUGCGCUCUUUGAAAACAUCGACCGCCAGUUUCUCAACCUUGUGCGCACCGUCGCACGCGAGGCCAGCGUCCAGGACGAGCGCCACGCGGAUCUAUUGGCGGGCCUCUGGACGCGCAUCCUCGGCCCCAGCGCCGCCGCCACGGCCAAGUACGAGCAGAACCGCGAGCUGCUGCGCGACGUGCGCGAGAAGACGGUGCGCAACAAGGGCGUGCUCGUCGAGCACAACCACCGCCUGUUGGCGCUGAAGACGAGCCUCGAGAGUCUGCGGCGCAAACUCGUCAGCCCGCUCGUGCGGUCGGUCAAUAGCAGCACGCUGACCCUGGACGAGCAGAUCCGCGGGCUCGAAGACGUCGGCGCGUACCUCUCCGAGGUCCGUGCUCGCCAAAAGGGCCGGCUGCUGGAGGCGCUCUACGGCGUGGGAUCCGUGCGGGAGCGCAUUGGCUGGAGUGGAAGCAGCGAGGACGAUGUGAGCUAA